This is a messenger RNA of Ostrea edulis (European flat oyster), 2727 nucleotides long. RefSeq names its product serine/threonine-protein phosphatase 6 regulatory ankyrin repeat subunit B-like. The transcript has 2 exons. The record is from RefSeq and is a predicted model, not a curated record. Gene Ontology annotation, molecular function: protein binding. Bases 118 to 726 code for a protein of 202 amino acids. NCBI's taxonomy places the organism in Eukaryota, Metazoa, Mollusca, Bivalvia, Ostreida, Ostreidae.
UAUAUUAUGAUAGUGAUAUAAAAUUUGAAAAUGUUUUCUUUUAAGAAUUUUUCAAUAUCUUUUCGAAAUGAAAGAUAAUUGCGCACUUUUAGAUGCACCGAUUGCAGACAGCGCAAAAUGUCAGAAUAUUAUUUUGGUGCAAUGGAAUCAGCAAAUACGGUUACAGAAGCAGUGCAGAACCAGAAUAUACAGGAAUUGUGCAUGUUGAUUGAAAAGGGAGGACAUGAUUUAAAUAAACAGGACAAAAUGGGAAGAACUGUUUUAUUCUUUGCUGUGUGCAGAGGAAAUUCGGAAUUAAGUAGGAUACUGUUAGAAAAUGGAGCGGAUGCUACAAUAUUGGACAGAAACGGAAAUUCUCCUCUGCAUUGGAGCGGUCAUUGUGAGGUUAUCGAACUACUCGUUAAUUAUGGCGGUGAUGUAUUUGCAAGGAAUAAAGCUGGACUACUACCGAGACAAAUGGCAGUGAGACGAGGUGCAUCUAUAGAUGCCAUUCAAUAUUUUGAGCAGUUAGAAAGGUUAAGAGACAAAGGAAGGAAAGAGACCCUGUCUGUGAUGGUGAGUUUCUUCAAGGAAAUUUACGAGGAGCUGGGACUGAGGUACACACUGCUGUUUAUACUCGGGCUACUGUUCAUUGUACUCUAUAUUACCAUCACUAUCACCGGAUUAUCCAGACAUUUUCAGUUUCGAGAACCAAUCAUUGUGGAGACGCAGAAUAUCAAAUUCUGAUAAGAAAAUGACUGUACUGUAAAUGUCAUAUAGGACCAAAGAAACUAUCAUGUGGCAAAGAUUCCCUGUCAGCCAGACUUUAUGAUUUCAGACUUCAAAACAUUUUAUCACAAAGUCGUCAAAAUUUUUAAAUCACUGUCAGACAUUUGGUCUGAAAGAGUUAAAGGUUCUGUCAGACUGGACAAAGUUUUGUCAGACCAGAUACAAGUAUCUUGUAUUGCAUAAAAAGAACGAAGAAAAAAGAACUGCACCAAAAUGCCUUUUUAUUGUUUUAACAGCAAUGCAUCUCCCACUCAUAAUAUCCAGCCAAAUACGGUCAAUUUUCCAACCAUCUUGGAACUCAAGAACAACACGGAAACCUUCGUAAUUUUCUAAGUGGUCCAGGUUCAGCAUUUUUUCUUUUGUUUGUUUGUUUUAUAUCGCAUCAGAAAUUUUCCCCUCAUAAUGAGACGUGACCAGCUGUAGGUGAAACACCACAAAUUUAGACCUAUGCUUUGUACUUUGACUCAAGGCCGUAAUAGUGAGGGUUCUCUUUAACGUGUAACUUAAAACCUGCCACAACAUUGGAGGUCAUAUCCGAAAGACCUGUAACUCUCAUCUCACUGCUAAAUGCCGAACAUUUGAUGAGGAUAUAUUUACAUCUUGGGUUUGACGUGGCCAUGGCACAAGCAUAACUCAAACUCACGACCUUCCAGUUACAAAGCGAACAUUCACAACUGAGCUACCACGACCAGUCUUUUCUUCCUGGGUAGAGAACCGAAAUAAAUUUGAUCGGCCGUGCAGCCAUGUUGUUUGAGUGACCUUCACUUGCGCAUCUUGAACCCGAGCUCUAAAAUAAUCGGAUCACACCCAAAAUAUUUUCAAACGGUCAUUUGGACCGACAAUUUCUAGAAAAUUAUCGGUCCAGCGAAAAUUUUACCGGCCUUGCUGACAGGACCGACAGUUUUCGACAACUCGGUAUCAGAUUCUUUGCAAUCCAUGAUCAAGCAGUGAGAUAAUCCAAAAUAGCAGUUUGAAAAAGUUGUUCUUACAACUUUAAUAUUUUGAGUGUAACCCAAAACAAAACUACUUUUUGGAGCGUUUAAUGCUGGUUUAUUAUUUGUCAGAUAUUCUGAGAAUAACUUCUAUUUAAGUGAUGUGUUUAGUGGUGUGUUAAGUGAUGUGUUUAGUGGUAUUGUGAUGAUGAUGCUGUUAUAUUCCAUUUACCAGACGAAUGCCAGUUUUUAACUUUUAUGACAAUGAGACAUCUAUAGUUCAUGUGUUAUAUUUUUUCGUUUGUAUAAGUAUUUCUACUUGGACAUCUUUGUUAGAUGUAUAAGAUACAUCUGUGUGUUUUGUUUUUUUUUAAAGCAAAGCACUAUUUAGAGAAAUAAUGAAUAAAUUACAAAGUCUGUCAUAGGCCUAAAAUAAAAAUUGUUGUGUUUCUGCCAACCGACCCUAAUUUAUGCCCUUACCACUCUUACCUUAGAAUAUUUUUAGCAUUCUUCAAGAAACAUUUUGUUGGUUGAUACUUGGAAUUCUUUGUAGUUAAUUUAUGUCAAAGUUUGAAUGUUGCAUUAACAGUAAAAUAAAAAUGAAACGCUCAUGUUCAAUAUGUUGAAAAUUGGAGAUUGUAAUCAAAAUGUUUCAUUGUGUACUGUUAAAAUAAAGUUUGUGAAACACAUACAGCAAUUUUUAUUUUUGGCCUCAUCUGAUGGCAACCUUACUUUAGAAUUUGACAAGUGUAAUCCUUUUGAUAAUUGUAUUAUACAAUGUACAUCUUAAAUUGAUAUUUGUAGCCAGAAUUGAUCACUUUCUCUGCACUACAAAAUUGUUUUCAUUGAGUUUUUAGAAACUGAUAUUAAAUUUUACCGAUAAAUAUGUACAUCUUUUUUUUGUGCUCAAUAACACUGCCCCAUCCAUGCAUUACAAUUUACUGACAAAUAAUAUUACUUUCAAAUGACAUGUCACAUGAUCAACUUUUAAAAAAUUUGUAUUUGGUGAAGAUUUGAGUUAUAAUCU